AUUUGUGAUAUGCCGACUCCAAACGCGACCGUCGAUUCCCCAUUAAUAUCAACCGACUUGGUAGUAGCCUUGCCUAGAUCACACGCAGAACAGGUUACCGCAUGUCGAGAAUACCCGGGUGCUUAAUGAAAAUUUGAUAUGCAACACGUGUAGCAUGUAGAGGGUGCAAAUACGGAACUAAGAUACGUGGUCAGUUGCUGGAGAAAUUCAGAUUGAAACAUACAUUGUCCGGCAAAAGGUCUAUAACAGAGAGGGAAGAUGGAUGACCCCAGAUGAAAGGAUUAAGGGAACGUCUGAAUAAUGGAAAAGAUAUCAUAGUGGCGGAAGGAUAUCUAAUGGAGCUAGAAAGGCGAGGAUAUUUGCAGGCUGGAGCUUUUAUUCCAGAAGUCGUUUUAGAACACCCUGAAGUUGUUAAAGGUCUUCAUGAAGAAUUCGUACAUGCCGGAAGUGACGUUGUCGUUGCCUUUACCUAUUAUGGUCACCGAGCAAAACUGAAAAUUAUCGGUCGUGAGGACGAUUUGAUGGAACUGAAUGUCCGCGCCCUGAAAAUGGCUAAGGAAGUGGCGGUUAAGACGGGGACCUUGAUGGCGGGAGACAUCUGUAACACCACCAUCUUUCGUCGAGACGACCCCAAAUCUAUUGAGGAGGUCCGAGAGAUGUUUCGGGAACAGAUCGAAUGGGCAGUGCAGUGUGGUGCUGAUUACAUCAUAGCAGAGCGGUAUGAUGAGUUUGCUGAGGCAAUGCUGGCACUAGAGUGUAUCAAAGAGUACGGCAAUGGACUGCCUGCAGUUGUCACUCUGACACCACAAGCAAAAGACGAAACCAAAGACGGGUUAACUUAUCCGGAGGCAUGUAAAAAGCUGGAGGAUGCCGGGGCAGCUGUGGUUGGACUGAACUGUUUAAGAGGACCUGUAACAAUGCUUCCUUUACUGAGAGAGAUCCGAAAAGUGUGCAAGGGACCUAUUGCUGCUCUCCCUGUUCCAUUUCGAACUACUCCAGAAGAACCAACAAUGGAGUUAUUGAUAGAUCCAGACACGGACAAUCCCGCAUUCCCCGUUGAUCUCCCUAGAUUUUUCUGCAGUAGAAGUCAGGUGGCUGAUUUUGCGAGACAGGCCAGAGAAAUCGGCGUGCAGUAUAUUGGUCUUUGUUGCGGCAGUGCUUCGCACUACAUUCGCUUGGUAGCGGAGGAAUACAACAGACGUCCCCCAGCCAGCAAAUAUGCACCAGAUAUGUCAAAGCACUACAAAUUUGGAAAGAAAACGUUUUUGGAGAAGCAUCACGCUGGUGUUCAUGAUGUGUAAUAUCAUUGGACUAAUUAACAUUUCCAGUCGGUUGAUGAUUGUUGUUGUACUAAUUAACAUUUCCAGUCGGUUGAUGAUUGUUGUUGUACUAAUUAACAAUUCCAGUCGGUUGUUGAUUGUUGUUGUAUUAAUUAACAAUCCCAGUCGGUUGUUGAUUGUUGUUGUAUCAAUUAACAAUUCCAGUCGGUAGUUAAUUGUUGAUGUACUGAUUUUGAUUAAGUGUUUGUUUAUUCCGAUUUUAAUAUUCAUAUUGAAUUUUUAUCCUUACCAAAUCGGAAUAAUGAUAUUACUAAUGAAUAAUAAAUCAAAGCAAAUAUACCCCCUCUUGUUGAUAUCAAAAUGUGACAGUAAGGAACAUGUCAAACGAAUUUCAACAUGGAAAUAAAUGAAUUUCGACGAUGUU
Ostrea edulis (European flat oyster) is the source of this 1704-nucleotide messenger RNA. Its product is annotated as betaine--homocysteine S-methyltransferase 1-like. Lineage: Eukaryota; Metazoa; Mollusca; Bivalvia; Ostreida; Ostreidae. The record is from RefSeq and is a predicted model, not a curated record. Gene Ontology annotation, molecular function: methyltransferase activity; zinc ion binding. The coding region runs from base 273 to 1301 and encodes 342 amino acids. The transcript is spliced from 7 exons.